Messenger RNA from Hippocampus zosterae (dwarf seahorse), 2852 nucleotides. RefSeq names its product ER membrane protein complex subunit 3 (gene emc3). Gene Ontology annotation, cellular component: membrane; EMC complex. The transcript is spliced from 9 exons. Gene Ontology annotation, biological process: protein folding in endoplasmic reticulum. Bases 196 to 981 code for a protein of 261 amino acids. The record is from RefSeq and is a predicted model, not a curated record. NCBI's taxonomy places the organism in Eukaryota, Metazoa, Chordata, Actinopteri, Syngnathiformes, Syngnathidae.
UACUGCAAUUUUUAAUUCUCAGCUCCUCAUUCAACGCAAUGGCGUUUAGCGUCUGUCAAAGCAUUGGUAUAUUUUGAACCAUUAAUUCGACUGCUUAACGGGUUGUGGAUUCCACACUGGUGAAACGUCAUUCGUGCUGUGCGCCGCGUCAGGAAAGCAACCGUGUUCGCUCACCACAAAGGAAGAAAAGGCUGAAUGGCUGAGCCAGAGCUGCUGCUGGACUCCAACAUCCGACUGUGGGUGGUGUUGCCCAUUGUCUUCAUCACCUUUCUCGUCGGCAUAAUCCGUCACUAUGUCUCCAUUCUUCUUCAAAGUGACAAGAAGUUGACUUUGGAGCAGGUGUCAGACAGCCAGGUCCUCAUUCGGAGCAGAAUUCUCAGAGAAAAUGGAAAAUACAUCCCUAAACAAUCCUUCUUAAUGAGAAAGUUCUACUUCAAUAAUCAAGAAGAUGGAUUCUUCAAGAAAACAAAAAGAAAGGUUGUUCCGCCCUCGCCAAUGACUGAUCCUAGCAUGCUGACAGACAUGAUGAAAGGAAACGUUACCAACGUACUUCCCAUGAUUCUGAUCGGAGGCUGGAUCAACUGGACCUUUUCGGGAUUUGUAACCACUAAGGUGCCCUUCCCGCUCACGCUGCGCUUCAAGCCCAUGCUACAACAAGGAAUAGAGCUGCUGUCACUGGAUGCUUCCUGGGUGAGCUCAGCAUCGUGGUAUUUCCUGAAUGUCUUUGGACUGCGAAGCAUGUACUCGUUAAUCCUUGGCCAGGAUAAUGGUGCAGACCAGUCAAGGAUAAUGCAAGAGCAGAUGAGUGGGGCUGCCAUGGCCAUGCCUGCCGACACAAAUAAAGCUUUCAAGGCGGAGUGGGAGGCCCUAGAACUGACUGACCAUCAGUGGGCACUGGAAAGUGUGGAGGAAGAUCUCAUGAGUAUGGAAUUGGACUUUGAUGGCAUGUUUAGCAAGGAGCUGCCCACUGGUAUAUUCUGAGGCCUUGCUCGCUUCUCUUGCUAAGGGGGCUUAAAAUACAGGGAUUUAUUUGUUUCUCAAAAACACAGAGAUCGGACAAAUCCCUCCCUUUUAUGCAAUGUUUACAUUCCUUUUGUUUCAGGUCCAUUUUCUUCAAGUUGUACUAAAUUGUCAUGCCUGACUGAGAAUGUCUGGGAGAAAACAAGUCAUGUUUUUGCAUUAUAGUUAGCUUGUAAGUUACACUACUAACAAAAAGUUUGUCAUAUCCUGCUCGCGGGUGAAAUUUCAGGCUGUUCCCAAUUUGACAUCAUGUGACCAAGACGACACCUCACCAUUGAUGAACAGUACAUCACUAACAGGAUGUUGUCACAAAAAGCGACACAUAUCUCACGGCAUCCUUGGAAAUGUAUUGUUGCAUUCAUGUAUCAAAGAGCAUUUGUUGAAUUUUGCCCUUUAGCCACUUUUUAGAGCACAACAAGCUGUGCAAAAACUACUGAAACAUUGAACAUGUGCAUUAAAAAGUUGAGAGAAGGCCAAAAAUCAAGUUCACCUGUACAAGGUUACAGUGCAUUACAGGCAGCUCCCGAAAUUUCACCCAAGAACCACACAUUACUAUCUUUUUGUGAGUAGUGUAUGUCAUAGCAAAGCCCGAUUAGGUAAAAUAAUGUGAACGACUUUCAUUGUAUUUCAUGUGUAGCUAAGUUACUAUUUUCAUCUACACUAUUGGGUGCAAAAUACAAGUGUCUGAAUGGUGUUUAAUUUCACGAUUGCACCACUCCUUUGUUCAAUUGUAAGGGCCCUAUUUUCACAGCAGGUGCAAGUCUAGUGCAAAGUGCAGUCUAACUUGUGCGCGUGGGUGGAGUUUUGUUUUUUUGGACGUUUUGGUAGACUGGUGCAGCCAGGAAGGGGUGUUGGCGCUGUUGUGGGAAGGAACACACCCAACUCGUUUGUCAUCCAAUGGAAGCGACUCCCCCCCAUUCCUUUUAAAUUUAGCGCAAGAGAGACGUGCAUGGUCUACGCGGCAUUUACAUGCAGAAGAGCAACGUUUGCAAAGUACAUUUAAAAUAAAUUGAAGAAAGCUCGCCGCUUGGGGCUGUUAUAGCAUAGACUGCCUUGGAGUGGGCACUUGGAGUCCGCGUUUUAACCCACAUUAUGUGGCCAUAUGUAGGAUUACGUGUGACACCCCCACCUGUAGUUGCACCGCAUUUGGGGAGGGCGUCAGGGGCUUUUCAAACUAUAUUUAAGAUGAUGAUUUCCGCAAAGAUUCAGAGGGAUUUAUGCACACUGUUGUCAUAUUUAUAAAUUAAAUCAGAUGACAUCAACUACACCCGUUGGUGGAGCUCAGAAUCUGUCUGCACGCGCCUCCGUCAAAUACACAAUUAUAAAUUUGAUAUGAAUUAUAUCAAAUUUUAUAUAAUUUUUUGUAUUUAUAAUUUUUUUGGAUUUAUAAAUUAUAAAUACAAAAUUAUGUUACACCAAUUGUGCCACAACUUUGACCUGCUCCAAGCUUGUCUACCGUCUCUCACCAAAUUGUCAUCUGACUGCAGAAACGCCCUCUGACUGUUGGAACGCCCAGCUAUGCACAACAUGGUCUACCAAAUUCCUAAACACAGUAAACUUGGCUUGCCCCAGCACGAAAAUGAAGACAUGCCAGUCUACAAAAAUAGGGCCCUAAAUCUUAAGAACUUACUACUUUUUGGCACAAGACAAUGUGACAGAGGUUUUUGUUUUUGUAGUGUAAAAGGUUUAUUUUGUUUCAACCCUCCUGUAUUCGUUUUGUACAGUAAAAAACAUUUUGACAAAAUAACUGGUUUCAUUUCUUACAAUUAGUGGUGUAUUGUAAUGAAAUGUUCCUUAACUAAUGUUUUGAAUAAAUUGUAGUGAUCAAAGUA